UGCGAAUAACCCUGGUAACUUCAUGAUUCCAAACGGCUUUGAGCUGGGACAACAGGACAGAGCCCUCCCGACCCCCAGCAGGACUGGCUCCCCCCCCACCUCGGUGCCCUCCCUCUGUCGGGGGAGGAGUCACUGCCACCUGCUCUCCCCUCUGGCCUUAGUCAGACUCCCCUGAAAUCAUCCAAGACCCCGCAGGCCCCCGAAGUCACCCCGGGUCCGCUGAGCCCUUCCUGAAACCCGCCUCGGCCGCAGAUCAAAGACGCCGCCACCCUUAUCUCGGUCAUGUGACCCUGGCUAAAGGGUUCCAUCCGACCCCCCCAGGGGCGGGGGAGCCCGUGGGCCCGCCCACCGACCCGAGGUCUGACCCAGAGGCGACACCGAGCCCACUGCCAGCCCCGCCCGCCCCGCGGCCGGUUAAGAGUCCCCCCGAGCCGAAGCUCGGGACAGACGGCCACUCGUGGGGGGCGAGCUGGAGCGGGUGUCGGGGCGAUGAUGCGGUGGGCUUGGGCGGUGCGGGCCACCGCGGCGGCCGGGCGGCUGCGCGGUCCCCGGGGCCCGGGGGGCGCCCGCAGGCUGAGCAGCACGCGGCGGCGGGCAGCGAGGGCCGCCAGCCCGGGGCGCCUGCUCAGCACGGCCUGGGCGCCCGCCCAGCCGGCCCUGGAGGAGACGGCGGGUGCCGAGGACGAGGCGCAAUCACCUGCGCCCGAGGAGCCGUCGCGGAGGCCGCCUCCGGCACCCCCGGAACCCCCGGAGCCUCCCGGGGCCCCCGGCGGCCGCUCCCUGGUGCAGCGGGACAUCCACGCCUUCCUGAACCAGUGCGGGGCCAGCCCCGGCGAGGCGCGCCACUGGCUCUCCCAGUUCCAGACCUGCCACCCCUCCUCCGCCGACAAGCCCUUCGCUGUGAUCGAGGUGGACGAGGAGGUGCUCAGAUGCCAGCAGGGCGUAUCCAGCCUGGCCUUCGCACUGGCCUUCCUGCAGCGCAUGGACAUGAAGCCGCUGGUGGUGCUGGGGCUGCCGGCUCCCACAGCGCCCUCUGGCUGCCUUUCCUUCUGGGAGGCCAAGGCACAGCUUGCUCAGAGUUGCAAGGUGCUGGUGGACGCGCUCCGGCAAAACGCGGCAACAGCUGUGCCUUUUUUUGGUGGCGGGUCGGUGCUGAGCGCGGCUGAGCCAGCCCCUCACGCUAGCUAUGGGGGCACCAUCUCGGUGGAGACCGACCUGCUGCAGUGGUGCCUGGAGUCGGGCAGCAUCCCCAUCCUGUGCCCCAUUGGGGAGACGGCCGCGCGCCGCUCCGUGCUCCUGGACUCGCUGGAGGUGACGGCCGCCCUGGCCAAGGCGCUGCAGCCCACCAAAAUCAUCUUCCUCAACAACACGGGCGGCCUGCGGGACAGCAGCCACAAGGUCCUGAGUAACGUGAAUCUGCCCGCCGACCUGGACCUGGUGACCAAUGCGGAGUGGGUGAGCACCAAGGAGCGGCAGCAGAUUCGGCUCAUCGUGGAGGUGCUCAGCCGCCUGCCCCACCACUCCUCGGCCGCCAUCACUGCUGCCAGCACGCUGCUCACCGAGCUCUUCAGCAACAAGGGGUCCGGGACCCUCUUCAAGAACGUGGAGCGGUUGCUGCGAGUGCGCAGCCUGGACAGCCUGGACCAGGGCCGCCUGGUGAACCUGGUCAACACCAGCUUCGGCAAGAAGCUCCGCGAGGACUACCUGGCCUCGCUGCGCCCACGGCUGCACUCUGUCUACUUCUCCGAGGGGUACAACGCUGCGGCCAUCCUGACCACGGAGCCCGUACUGGGGGGCACCCCGUAUCUGGACAAGUUCGUGGUGAACUCCAGCCGCCAGGGCCAAGGCUCCGGCCAGAUGCUGUGGGAGUGUCUGCGGCGGGACCUGCAGACGCUUUUCUGGCGCUCCAGAGUGACAAACCCCAUCAAUCCCUGGUACUUCAAGCACAGCGAUGGCAGCUUUUCCAACAAGCAGUGGAUCUUCUUCUGGUUUGGCCUGGCUGAUAUCCGAGACUCCUAUGAGCUGGUCAACCAUGCCAAGGGGCUGCCGGACUCCUUUUGCAAGCCAGCGUCUGACCCAGGCAGCUGACCCUCACCACCAGCCCUGCAGGCCCUGGGACAGCCAGGGUGGACCGAAAGCCAUGUCUGCUGGAGGCGACUCCCGGCAGCCACAGGCGGGACCAGGUUUGUUGGCGGGUGAUCUGGAGGAGGAAGCAGCCCCUCCUCGACUCUGCCCGAGGCGGGAGGCGAAGGGGGACAAGCACAGGAAGUCCGUCCAGGACCUCCACUCACGCCAAAGCCACCACCAGAUGGCCUUCGAUUUUCAGUCCAGGGGUCUGGGGGGAGGGGAGGGGUUGCCUUCCCGGGCUCUACUCAGGGCUAAACUUUAGCGUAGGUCAGUUUCUGUGGCUUCUGUGCUGUGUUUUGAGGCUCCCUCGUCGAUCUUCGACCACUCAUUUUCAUUCCUUUGGGUGUUGCAACUUUUCAGGAGGCCUUGAUUAAAAUGAAAAUACUUGUCUGAGAGUUAGCUCACACUUGAAAGGAGCAGUGGCUCUCUGGGAGCAAGAUCUUGUGGGCUGGGGAACCAGGGGACUUCUAGAGAGAGUAGAGGAGCUAAAUGAGAUGGAGGGCCCCCACGAUGAAUACUGCUACCAUGUCCCGCAAUGCAACCCCGAGGGGAUCCCCUAUUCCUAAGUUGGGGAACAUCCUCCAUUCCACAACCAGCCCGACAGCAGUCCCAGCUCCCUUUCAGGCAGGGCACAGAACCCCUGCAGCCCCCUAGAGGCUGUGUCCCCAUCUCUGUGGGAGCAGACAGGCAGUAGCCCAAAGCAGGAGGUUUCAUUGAAUAUUUUUGACCCCCAUGAUGUUCCAGCUCCUGGUUGCUGGGACUACCUUCUGCCAGGAGGUGCAUGGAUGAGUAGGGAGAGGGCCCAUUAAGAGGCCACCAUAGCACAGCAGGGACUGAGAACCAAGCCCCAAGAGCAGCCCGUCUUCCCUCAGAAGGUGAUGUUCAGUAUAAUCUGGGCGAUGGCAUUACACGGCCUGACCUGCAAUCCAGCUCCGUGGCUGGGUUUGCCCUGUGGCUUGAGGCAAGCUGCUUACCUUCUCUAGUCCCCACUUCCCUUGGCCUCAUAGUGGACACUUAAUGUUAGUCCCCCCCCCCCCAAGGUGGCUCUAAGGAUUUGUUCAAAAACAGCUGACAUCAAAUGGGGAGGAAAAAUAAGCUACAAUAAGGAUUGAGGUGAGAGGUCAAAAGAACAUACUACAGGGAGGAUGAGAAGAUCCUUGAAGAGAGCCAAAGGACUGUGGGAACUCUCAGAAUAGGGGCAAGAUUACGGCAGAGCCUUGAUGGAGCUUAACCAGAUAUGUUCUUUCAAGAAACCCAAGAUCAAUCCCAGCCAAUGGCAAAGUGUCCCGUGGGGAGAACAGAGAAGCAAAGCCAAAUGUCUGUAUAAAAUGUUUAUUUUUGGAGGA
Molecule: messenger RNA, 3473 nt
Organism: Myotis daubentonii (Daubenton's bat)
Lineage: Eukaryota; Metazoa; Chordata; Mammalia; Chiroptera; Vespertilionidae
Gene: NAGS
Product: N-acetylglutamate synthase
Biological process (GO): L-arginine biosynthetic process; glutamate metabolic process
Cellular component (GO): mitochondrial matrix
Molecular function (GO): L-glutamate N-acetyltransferase activity, acting on acetyl-CoA as donor
Source: RefSeq, a predicted model, not a curated record